Messenger RNA from Gryllus bimaculatus (two-spotted cricket), 6950 nucleotides. The record is from the annotation of a GenBank genome assembly. Lineage: Eukaryota; Metazoa; Arthropoda; Insecta; Orthoptera; Gryllidae.
AGCUCCACUCUGUGUUUACCUGCUGACGGUUGCAUGUUCUUUAUGUGCAGUAGUAUUUACUGUCACAGAUAAAACGAGAUACCAUGGAUGUUGUGGUAGGGGGUGUAGCAGUGCCUCAAGAUGAAUGCACGUACAAAUUAUAAAUUACGUAUUGAUGGGGAAAAUAUCGUCUGAGAUGUAAUCACUUCUUGUUUGACAGUGCAAUGAGUGUUUUUGGGGACUUCAGAAAUGUCUGGGUACAGAGAUUUCCAGGCAGUGAUUUACCUGCAGCCUGGGAAGAGGAUGUCAGAGCCAAUCUCGCGAAACAUAGACAGAAAGUGGCGGAAUUGAAAGAAGAACUUGAAAAAGAGGAAUUUUAUGUAGAGUAUUUAGAAAGAUUGCUUUUAGAUGUAGCUGAGCAUAGAUCAUGUACCAAAGGUGAGAGUGAUAAUCCUAGCCAAGAAACAGAUAAUGAAGAUAAUGGUAAAACUGACAUUUCAUUGAAAGCUACAGAAGAGGAUUUAAAUACAAGUGGCAAUAAUGUGAGUGAUGAAAAUAAGCCUGUUUCCAAAGGUGAAUCAAAAGCUGUGAAUAGAGAUUCUGUGCAUCAGUGUAUAAGUGAACUGUCUUUACUUGCUGCUGAUUCACGCAUUGUUCGAUCAAUCAGUGAUGUUCCUGAGAAAAGUACUGCUGUGAAUAAGGCACUGGAGAAUAGAAGAGCCCGAUGUAACACACAUCCAAACAUAUCCAACUAUGUGACAGUUAUAGAAGUUAAUGGAACAGCAAAAACUGAUGGACAGAAGAAUGUUGGAGAAAAUAAGCCUGAAGCUGUAAAAAAGAUUCCACCUCGCCCUCCACCUAAAAAACCCAGUAAAUUAAAGUCUGCUAGUAGUUUUAGUUCAGCAGAUCUGGAAUAUGGUAGUAGUUUAUCACUAGACAAAGUAGAUGAAAAAUCAAUUCAGGCCAAAAGUCUUUCAGGAGAGAAAGCACUACAAAACAAUGAGAAAAAGCAUGAGGAUGAUCCAAAUGGCAACUCUAGAAAGGAUGAUGCUGAGAAUUUGCCUGAAGAGAAAAAGAUUCAAAAGGAAAGCAGUUCUUCAGCCAAUGAGUCAAUUCCUUCAUCAGUAGAUCCUAAAGGAAAUGUUGAGAAACCAAAUGUCAGUGAAGCAGUUGAAGAAGAAGAACCGUAUUACGACUCGGUUGCUUUGGAUGGAGAAUAUGUUUAUCUGCAAACAGGUGGUACAGCAAGUAGUACUAUGACUAGCGGAACAAGCUCAGGGUUGACUGAUACUGAUACUGAAUUAGGUUUAAUGACGCUCCCCAGUAGUAGUCCACUGUCACAAUCUCAGUUUGAAUUGCAAGGUCCUGUAGUUGUUCCUAGUUCUCCAGACAAACAAUCAAAUUAUGUCAAUAUUGACUACUUUCUCAAACAUCAGCAUACUUCAGGAGAAACUCGAAGUAGUUCAGUUGAAUCAGAAGAUGAAGAAGUGCCUCCUCUUCUCCGAACAAUUUCCAUGGAAACAGACCCAACUGAUGAUGUUGCAAGCACCUUUUCUGAAGCAACAUACGCCAGUAAUUCCUCUUUGGAUUCUGCGUCUCAUUUAUCUGGAAGGAAAAGUAGUUUGGGACAGGAAGCAAACAAGGCAGAGGCAGAGAGAAUCACUAUGUAUCGCUGUAUUAUUGCCAGUAUAAUAGAAAGUGAAACCAUCUAUUUGGAAUGCUUAAAUGUUAUGUUACAGUAUAUGAAAGCUCUGAAAGCUACCUUGGCCACUUCACAACCUGUUAUAACAGAAGAAGAAUUCAACACAAUAUUUUACAAGGUUCCUGAUCUUCAUAUGUUGCAUAGCAAAUUUUUGGAAGGUUUGAAGAAACGUACUCAGAAUUGGGAUGGUAGGCUUACAAUAGGUGAUCAUUUUAGAAUAAUGGCAAGCAACAUUAACAUUUAUGGUGCAUUUUUGCAUAAUUAUGUCAGAGCCACAGAAACGGUGAAGAAAUGUGGUAGCAAUAAUCAACAAUUUGCAGAAAUUACCAGAGACAUUAGGUUAAAAUCAUUGGCUGGACAAAGUUUGUCCUUGGAAGAUUUAUUACAUAAGCCAGUUGCUCGAGUACAAAAGAAUGCUCUGGUUUUACAUGAUCUUCUAAAGUACACUCCUGAGUCUCAUCCAGACCAUAAAACGUUAAACGAUGCACUAAAAAUGACCCAGAAUUUUUUGGACGAAUUUAAUAUGAUACAUACAAAAACAAUGUUUCCUUCUGCAGAUCGAGCCCAGCGCCGCCUUGUUAAAAAUUCUUUCAUUGUUGAAUUGUCAGAUGGCCAUAGGAAGUUACGGCACUUAUUUCUCUUCAAUGAUGUAAUAGCAUGUGCUAAAUACAAGGCUUCUGGUCGUGAUAAAUUCACAUUUGAAUUGAAAUGGUACAUUCCCUUGAAAGAUAUUGUCAUAUUUGAAGAGCCAGUUACUGAGCCAAGAGAAACUUGCCCUGCCAAUAUUGUGUCUCUGAAGUCACAAGCCUGUACAGUUCGUGAUCAGAUUCUGUGGGAUGAGAGAAAUGAUGACAAGAGAACACGUCUUAGUAGCCGUUCAGAGAAGCAGAGGAAGAAAUUAGCUGAUUUAGAAGCUCAGUUGGUAUUAGCCUCUCCUAACUUAGUUUUUCGAGUGGGCAAUAGAAGUGCAAGAACAUAUAUAUUCUUCCUUUCAUCAGAAUUUGAGAGGACCCAGUGGAUUGAUGCAAUACAUGCACUGCAGUCUUGUGAACUCCCAAGUCCAAACGUCUCUGUGAGCAUGUAUGAAUUACAGGCAUGGAUUACAGCAUGUCGAAAUUUCUUGAAAACCAAUAUGGGUUCGUAUUUAUUGCGCUCAGGUCGGGAUGAGAGCCUACUUGUAGGCGAUUUGCAUAUUACUCUGAAAGACCUUCAAGGUCUGGAACAACCUGCAGAUCUCUUUGUGUGCGUAGAAGUUGAUUCUUAUGGGCAUUAUUUUCGUAAGGCCAAAACUAAAUUGGUGUGCAAUUCUUCCACUCCUCACUGGAAUGAAGAUUUCAUAAUUGAACUGGAAGGGUCUCAGAAUUUGAGAAUUUUACUUUAUGAAGAAAGUCAAGAUAGAGCUAUUCUGAGAGGAAAAAGUACUCAAAUGCUAAGUCGAAGUUGGCUCUGUGAUCAGAGAGUAGAUAAAUCUAUUCAACUUCAGAAUGGAUCGUUGCAAAUAUCGUUAAAAUUUGUACCCAGUGAAGUCACACUGAGAAGAGUUCCUACGGCCAAAUCAUCUGGUUUGUUUGGAGCAAAAAUUCAACAAGUUUGCAAACGGCAAAAGCGAACUGUACCUUUCAUUAUGACAUCUUGCAUACGUGAAGUGGAGCGCCGAGGUAUGAAUGAAGUUGGAAUUUACCGUGUAUCAGGAUCAGCUACUGAUGUUAACAAGCUCAAGAAGUCGUUUGAAACAAAUUCUUAUGAAGCAGAACAAUUGCUAAAAGAAGUGGACAUACACUCUGUUACGGGUAUUUUGAAAUUAUAUCUCCGAGAACUUCCGGAGGCAUUAUUUACUGAUGAACUGUACCCAAAGUUCUUGGAAGCUUUCAAUUCUGGAUCAAGUGGAGAUGGAGGAAAACAACGAGCUCUGCAGUCAUGUUUUGUAGCUUUGCCUCAACAAAAUCAAGAUAUAAUAAAUUUUCUUUUGGAUCAUCUUAUCAAAGUAAAUCAUCAUGAGAGCCAUAAUAAAAUGUCUUUACAUAACCUGGCCACAGUAUUUGGACCGACGUUAUUGCGUCCUGGGUCUGGUAAAUCAGAGUCUUCCAAACAACGAGAUCUUUUAGCAGCUAGUACUGUUGAUGUAAUGGCACAAGCAGGAAUAUUGUAUUAUUUCUUACAAGGAAGAAUGAAUGCCCAGAAUUGAAUUGUUACAUUAUCCCCAAGCCAUAGUUUUAAAGUUAUUGCUGCUAUCUCUUAUUUAUGUAAGUGUACACAUAUUCCAUUUUAAUUGUAAUUCUAUAUACAUUUUUGAUAUGAUUUUUUUUAUUAAUUCAAGUGGUCCAUGUAUAACUUCAUUCAAAUGUACUUCAGUGCAUACGUGAUAUAAGUAGUUGCAAUGUUUUUUACUAUGAUAAUAGGUGCAGGUGUAGCUGUUAUUUUUAAAUGUUAUAUACUUUAUUUAUCUAGUCAUAUAACAGUAAUGCCACAUUCUUUUUGUAGCUGCUUGUACAACGGCAGUGAUUUUAGACAUAGGAAAUUAAUUCUGUAUUUAUCCCUUCAAUUCUGUAGUUUGGGCAAAUGCCAUUAACAUUGUAAUAUUAGCUGCAAAUUGCUCAUACUUCUGUCAGCUUCGAUAAAUUUAUAAUGAAUGGGCCCUGUUCACAGGAUUGAAGUUAUUACAAAAAUAUUUACUGUUUUUUGUUUAGAUAUGAAGAUUGAAAAUGUAUAUCAUUAUGAACAGGAAGAUGACAUUCCUGGUUUAGCUUACGUUGUUUUAUACUCAUGCUUUACCAUGUGUUUUUAUGCUUACUCUGUAAUAUACAUAUUACAGAAAGUAAUGUUAUUGUAAAUAUGAUACAAGAUUCUUAUAUGUAUACAUUAUGCUAUGAGCAGCUGACAGAGACAACUGUAUUUAUUUUUUGUUUUUCUAUUUUUCUUUUUUAUAUGUAUAUUAAUGAUAGUGAAAAUUCCAAUUAGUGUAUUAUAACAGGGCAGCCAUGCGUCUUUGAACUGUGUGUGAAGAAACUGUGACUUUGGUUAGAAAUGACUUUUUAUAUAAAUUUUACAUAAUCUUAACAUUGUAGCAGUGUACUGAUGAGCGUGAAUUUUGCUAGUGAAGAAAAGACCUUUCAUCGACUCUUUGACUUCCAAAAAGAGCAAAUUUAAAGUUUGGUUGUGCUUUUAUGCUCAUACGUCAUGUGCUGAUGAAUUUUGUGUUGCAUUCAGACAUGUGUAGCUCAAGGGACCAAAUAUUUCAGAUCAAGUGUUCCACAAACAGAAUGUACAAUGAGUUUUUAGGAUAGUUUUAUACAUGUGAAAAUUUAUUUUAAGAAUCAGGAAGCUGUUUUCAUCCAGACAGUGUUUGUGAUUUGGUUACUUCGUAGCAUUUAUAUUCAUUUUCAUGCAGCAAGUAUUUUAUUAAAAAUAUGUAUAGGGACUGCUGACAUCUCGUAUUACUUUUUGUAAUAUGCAGUACAAUAAACACACUUUUAAAUACUUGCAUAAGAAACGUUUUUUGAAUUCUGAUUGUGUUGUAUGUGAAAAUUUAGAAUCAUAGAAAUUUCUUCAUUUACCGAGACUUGUAGCAAUUUGUUAUAUUGUUUAUUUCCACAUUACUUUUGUUCUGUUUUUCCUAAUUUACAAACCUUUUGCAUUUUUGAUAUGUAUUUCAAUCAUUAGCUUCAAUGUUUUGCUUAGGCUCUUCGAAUUUUUACUCAAAAACAUUAAGGCCUUAAAUGUGGAUGAAAUGGCAUUUGGUCCCCUUUAAAACAAACGAUCUUCCCUCACAACAACAGAAAUGAGGUCAUUAAAGAAAAUGUGGAUUUUCUUCUCUGAUCACAGAUAGAAUGUAUUAUGUCAUUAAAUUAAUGUCUAUUUACAAAAAGAUCAUCCUUCCUAUUUGGCCAGGCAAAAAUUAUAUUUUUCAACAUUAAAUCUUGAUUUUUUCAUCAGUGUCUGUAUUAUUGAGCGUUACUGAUGAAUUUCACUGAAAAUGAGUUUGUAUGUUAGGUAUUUUUUCCCAUAGAAUAACAUUAUGUUAUUGAUUCAUUAAUUGAGCAGUAGAAGUGUAGAUUUCAUAAAUUUCAGUAUUUUUUUCAAAGGAAUCUUGUUAUGUUAUUUUGUGAUAAUGUGCCCUGUGUUUUGUGAAUAAUAACUGGUUUUAAAUGUAAAUGAAUGAUAGGUGAGGCCUUUGAUUUACAUGUGUCACAAAGAGGUAAAAAAACUUCAGGAAUAGAUUCCUAAUAAUAUGAAUCUGAUUUAUAUCUCAAUGUAUUAAAUACAGUUGGAAAAACAGGUCAAUGCGGAUUUGGAAAAAUUUUUGUUUCUUUGCUAUCGUACUUGCAAGUAUGAAUGUGGUGUAUUUAAAUGCUUUCAAGAACAUUAAGCCAGAAUUAAUAUUUUCAGUUGUCUGUAUUUCCUUAAAUGAUUGUUCAAAUUAUCUACUAUAUCUUCUGCAUUUAUAUGUUGUGCCUCAUUACUUAUCAAUGUUAGAAACUCCUUUCAAAAUCCACAAUUUCAAUGGAAUAUUAAUUUCAUGUCAAUUGUUAAGGGAAGUUUCCAAGACAAAGUUCUUUUAAUUUGUUUUGUAGAAUAUUGUGAAUUUAGGUUGUUGGUGGGCAUUUUGAAUGGUUCAUUCAAGGAAAUAUUAAAAGGAUAUACCAUGUUAAUUCCAGACAAUUUAUGACUUGGAGUGCCAAUAAAGAUAUGACCAUGAUACUUGAAAGUAACCACAAUUUAGAUCCUGGGCACUUUCUCUCUCUUUUGAAACUUGGGGAAUCUAUUUCUCAAAUUUUGAGAAUUUUGAAAUAUGACACUUGGUAUAAUGCUAAUUUUUUAAUAUGCCAGCAAAAUAAAAUUACAAACGUGUCUUUAUAUUUUCAUUGUACUUAUUUAUUCUAUUUUUUCAACCAAAAAAGAAUCUCAAAGCAGCUCUUUUUUUACACAAAUUUAGAAAACUUCAUUAAUCUUCAUUUUUACUUCAAUGAUCACAUGAAAUUUGAGCACAAUAAUGUGAUUUGGAGUAUUACGUUUAUUUAAACAAUAUUGAAAAUCUUUGAGUACAAUUUUUAUCAUUAGUCUAUAAGUUAAAAUACAGUGGUCAUGAAUAAAAUGAGUUCUGCUUUUUGAUGGAAGUAAAAUUUUGUUAUGUUUGUUCUCUUGCAGAAUAUUGCUCAUAAAUAGGUGGCUGCUUUUGAUAUCCCAAAACAUCGCCAAACAUGAUCAGUAAAAUGCCCUUUAAAUGUUUUUAAAAUGCCCUAAAAGCAAAGAAACAUGACAUUAAAAAAAC